UGUCGCGAGACUUCCUCCUCCCAGUAGCCAUGUUGAGCUAGCAGUAGCAUUUUUGAGCUUCACAAAAAUUGAAUAAUAGUUGAUAUUAAGUCAAAACAGAUAUGUAAAUUGAGAAAUUAUCAGAUGAUAGUGAAGCUGUUUCCCUACAGAAGCCAUGAAACAACCAGAAGUGCCGGUUUUAUCUGAAUUAGCUGAACUUCUCUGCUCGGAACCCGGAUCUGCAUUUCCACUGAAGCCGCCAGACGAGCCUCUGCGCUGUGCCUGCUGAUUCAUCUGCAGUUCAUCUCUGACAACCACACAGCUCCUCUUGGCUUACAGUCACUGCCUGAGAGGGACCGUCUGACACUGAAGAGGAAGUGUGUGUGCCAGGAUGGGGCCUGAUAUGUGAUCAACAGUCUCAUCGUGGGAUGUUCAGCUGGUGAGAAGUGUGACAGACGUGCCCUCAGCCCACAAAACCACCGGGGAAUCUGGGGGGGGAAUAUCAGAACUGGACAGAGAGCGUCGGCGGGGAGGGCUCAUGCACAGUCGUUGCCUGACUUUAUGACAAGCUGGUAGCUUUGGCAUGACAACAUGAAUUCACCGUACACAGCUGUGCAGCAUUACCCAGAGUUUCCCUUUCACCGACUCCGGGAACCUUCGUCUCGCUUGUCCUGGAGAGAAUUCACCACCAUGUCUCAGAACCAGUCGGCCCAGACCUCUGACUUCUUCAGCCAAGACGUCUUCAACCAACUGUUUGACAUGCUGGACCAGUCUGCCGCUCACUCGGUGCAGCCCAUUGAGCUGAACUUCAGGGACAGUCCGGCUCAUGGUUCUGCAGGAAACACCAUCCAGAUCAGCAUGGACUGCAUCACCAUGCACGAGCCCGACGACACGCCUACUUCGCAGUACACAAACCUGGGGCUCCUGAACAGCAUGGAUCAGAGCAUCCAGAACGGCGGCUCGACCUCCACCAGCCCAUACAACAACGAGCAUACACAGAACAACGUGACCGCCCCUUCACCCUACGCUCAGCCCAGCUCCACCUUCGACGCCCUUUCCCCCUCACCGGCCAUCCCCUCCAACACAGACUACGCCGGGACCCACACCUUCGAUGUGUCCUUCCAGCAGUCGAGCACAGCAAAGUCUGCCACCUGGACGUACUCGACAGACCUGAAGAAGUUAUACUGCCAAAUCGCCAAGACAUGUCCCAUUCAGAUCAAAGUCCUGACCAACCCCCCGCAGGGCGCCGUCAUCAGAGCCAUGCCCGUUUACAAGAAAGCCGAACAUGUGACCGAAGUGGUGAAGCGCUGCCCGAACCACGAGCUGAGCCGCGAGUUCAACGACGGUCAGAUCGCUCCUCCGAGCCACCUGAUCCGCGUGGAGGGGAACAACCACGCCCAGUAUGUGGAGGACUCCAUCACUGGGAGACAGAGCGUCUUAGUUCCUUACGAACCUCCACAGGUGGGAACAGAAUUUACCACAAUUUUGUACAACUUCAUGUGCAACUCGAGCUGCGUGGGGGGGAUGAACCGGCGCCCGAUUCUCAUCAUCGUGACUCUGGAGACCAGAGAUGGUCAGGUAUUAGGCCGCCGGUGCUUCGAGGCCAGGAUCUGCGCCUGCCCGGGCCGAGACAGGAAGGCAGACGAGGACAGCAUCCGCAAGCAGCAUGUAACGGACGCCACAAAGAGCAGUGAUGGUUUCCGCCAGGUUUCCCACGGCAUACAGAUGUCCACCAUCAAGAAGAGAAGAUCGACAGACGAGGAGGUUUUUUGUUUGCCUAUCAAAGGCCGUGAAAUUUAUGAGAUUUGUAAAAUCAAAGAGUCUCUGGAGCUCAUGCAGUAUCUGCCGCAGCACACCAUCGAGUCGUACCGGCAGCAGCAGCAGAACCUCCUCCAGAAACAGACCUCGAUGCCGUCCCAGCCCUCCUACGGCUCCUGCUCCCCCCCCCACAGCAAAAUGAACAAGCUGCCCUCCGUCAGCCAGCUGAUCAACCCCCAGCAGCGCAACACACUCACCCCAUCUGGCAUGACUGGAGGCCUGACUGACACUCCUUUUGUCUCUGCAGUGACUCCCAUGAUGGGCACUCACAUCCCCAUGAACGACAUGAGUUCACUGAGCCCCACACACGCCCUGCAGCCUCAGCUUCCCCUGGUGCCUUCCUCGCACUGUACCCCCCCUCCUCCAUACCCAAUGGACAGCAGCAUCUCCAGCUUCCUUAUACGGUUGGGCUGCGCAGGCUGCCUGGACUACUUCACAGCACAAGGCCUAACCAACAUCUACCAGAUUGAGAACUAUAACAUGGAGGACCUGUCCAGGAUGAAGAUCCCCGCUGAGUUCCAGCACAUCAUCUGGAAGGGAAUCAUGGAGCAUCGACAGGCCAUGGAUUUUUCCCCACCUCCCCACAUAGUGCGCACCACCAGCGGGGCCUCCACCGUCAGCAUGGGCUCCUCCGAGGCCCGAGGCGAGCGCGUCAUCGACGCCGUGCGCUUCACUCUGCGCCAGACCAUCUCCUUCCCGCCGCGCGACGAGUGGUCCGACUUCUCCUUCGACCUGGAUUCUCGCCGCAACAAACAGCAGCGCAUCAAGGAGGAGGGGGAGUGAGGCGACCCCGGCUCGCUCUCGAUGUUCCCGUUUCUCAUUUCCCGCCUGCUGUUGGAACAUUUCUUUUGACAAACCUGGUAUUACUGCAAAUCCCGCUGAGAUCAAAGAUUCAUAUUCAAAUAGAAGUGCACUUAUUCUUUCAUUAUUGUCCUCGCCAUCGCCGAGGAGAAACAAACGGCGUUGAGCAAAAGGUGCAUUUUAUUUUGUUCUAAUUUCUUGAGAGCACUUAAGAAAUGCUGAGGAUUGCUUUGAGUUUUCUUUUAUUCAUGAUUCAUUCCCAUGUUUAAAGCAUGACUGGAACAAAGGGAUUAUAAGGGCUUAUAUUUCUGCUAUGGGCCGUAAAGCAACAAAGUGUAUUUUAAUCUGUAAUAGACUUUUCUCACCGCUGAGGUGCAAGUUAGUCGAGUACACUGGUUUUUCAUUUGCGGCAUAAGUCGGCAUCGAUUGUAAACAUUUCAAACGUUUCCUGUCAGAAGUAUUAUGUCAAUUGAUGGGCAACUUGUUUUUCUGCUUCUAUAUUUUGCUUUUUUGUUUGUGUAUUGAGAGCAAUGCAUCCCCUUAGCGUGUCAGCUUGUGAAGUACGUGUUGAAGUGACGGUCGUUCAUUUGAUGUAGCCACAUAUAGGCCUGAAUGCUCCCGACCCAGUGUUUUACAGUAAAACACUAUGACUGACGUCCUUCUGUGUUUCUUCUCCUUUCAAUUGGAUGGUGUUUCCGUAGAGGUUUAUUUCAUUCGGCCAAAACCUGAUUUAAAUGUAUAUAAAUUUGUAUAGUUCUUUUUGAAUAAAGUCUCCCUUAAACAAUCACGGAACACACUGAUGUGAAUAUCGCCCGACCGUAAGAACAAACUUUGUAUUAAUUCACACGAAACCAGCAGCCAGCGUUGUUACAAAACAGAGACCAUCUGCAUUUUCAUAUUUUUUGUACAAUGUAUUGUAAAUAUGUUGCAUUAUACCGAGGCUAUUUUGAUAUAAAUCUGAAAUAAAUAUCCAUACUUGCUGUAUUGCAUGUUACUACU
Messenger RNA from Cottoperca gobio, 3597 nucleotides. RefSeq names its product tumor protein 63-like. NCBI's taxonomy places the organism in Eukaryota, Metazoa, Chordata, Actinopteri, Perciformes, Bovichtidae. Gene Ontology annotation, cellular component: nucleus. Gene Ontology annotation, biological process: apoptotic process; protein tetramerization; regulation of transcription by RNA polymerase II. The record is from RefSeq and is a predicted model, not a curated record. Gene Ontology annotation, molecular function: protein binding; DNA-binding transcription factor activity, RNA polymerase II-specific; RNA polymerase II cis-regulatory region sequence-specific DNA binding.